AAUAUCAGCUGUCUUUUCUAUACAUUUCCACAUUCGUUGGUCAGGAUACCAGUUAGAAUCUUGGAUGAGAAUGUCGGGAUUAACCAAAUUAGUCAAUGUUUCACAUGGCGUCAGGAUAUGCUGUGAAUCCCUCGGUAAAUUAACGCUUCAAAAUUCUUCCAGAAAUGUUGGUCAAUUGUUGAGAAUUCAUCAAAAUACAAGCCCACAAGUGAACAUGGGGGCAUUAACCUUCGCCGCGCGAAAUUUCUCUACAACUCAUAGCAGAAGGGAUUUAAUGCAAUUUUUUGACGACCCUAAAAACUGGCCGGAAAAUGAGGUUAAGGUGGGCAGAGCUUGGAAAUUAGAUGAACUCCGUAUCAAGUCUAAUAAAGAGUUGCACCAGCUGUGGUAUAUUCUUCUAAAAGAACGCAAUAUGUUAUUGACUAUGGAACACGAAUGUAAUGAGCAAAUGGAAUUGUUUCCAAGCCCGGAACGUUUGGACAAAGUGAAAAUAUCUAUGAAAAACUUAGAAACUGUCGUUAGGGAACGUAAUAAGGCUUAUCAUUUGCUGGAAACAGGCGAAACUGGUGAACGGCCACAACGAUUGAUGGCUAACAGUUUGGGUAUACGUUUUAUGUACAGAUCAUUGGAGCAUGUCUUACCACCUUUUAUGAAUGUGAAAUGGAUGAAGACCCGCUCUUUGGGAUAUGGAGGUCGAGCAGUACGUAAAUUUUUGCUUCAGUACCGUGAAAAGCUGUAUAAUGAGAAACGUAAAGCUAAAAAUCGUUCUCGGAACGAGGUUAUGAUGCUACUCCGCCGUAACCCAAAUUUGGACGUUGAUUUAUUGCGAAGCAAAUACCCAGAUGUCGAUAUCGAUAAGUUGAAGAGUUCAGACAAAGUGCGUGGUCAUUAUAUCCCAAAGAUUUGAACUAAGUAUUUUGUUAUUAAAAUGUCUUGUAUUUAAGGAAAAAAUG
Molecule: messenger RNA, 953 nt
Organism: Stomoxys calcitrans (stable fly)
Lineage: Eukaryota; Metazoa; Arthropoda; Insecta; Diptera; Muscidae
Gene: mRpL47
Product: large ribosomal subunit protein uL29m
Exons: 4
Coding region: 65-907 (280 amino acids)
Biological process (GO): mitochondrial translation
Cellular component (GO): mitochondrial ribosome; mitochondrial large ribosomal subunit
Molecular function (GO): structural constituent of ribosome
Source: RefSeq, a predicted model, not a curated record